Achroia grisella is the source of this 3342-nucleotide messenger RNA. It is a transcript of the gene Drp1, whose product is annotated as dynamin-1-like protein. Gene Ontology annotation, biological process: mitochondrial fission. Lineage: Eukaryota; Metazoa; Arthropoda; Insecta; Lepidoptera; Pyralidae. Gene Ontology annotation, cellular component: mitochondrion; membrane; microtubule. The coding region runs from base 129 to 2297 and encodes 722 amino acids. The transcript is spliced from 15 exons. Gene Ontology annotation, molecular function: GTPase activity; GTP binding; microtubule binding. The record is from RefSeq and is a predicted model, not a curated record.
UAUGGCCGACUUACACCGGUUGGUUGGCCUGUUUUGAUUUUUUCUUAAAAUUGGCAGUGUUACUCUUUUAUUACCACAUUGUAAAACGAAACUUAAAGUUGUUAUAAUUAUUUCUGGAACAAUUAAAUAUGGAAGCGCUUAUUCCAGUUAUUAAUAAAUUACAAGACGUUUUUAACACAGUCGGAGCUGAUGCGAUUCAAUUACCUCAAAUAAUAGUUUUAGGAACACAGAGCUCUGGCAAGAGCUCUGUGAUUGAGAGCCUUGUGGGCCGCUCAUUCCUGCCUCGAGGCCCAGGCAUCGUCACCCGGAGACCACUUGUCUUGCAGUUGGUAUACAGCCCAAAAGACAGCAAAGAGCAUCGUUCUGCAGAAGAAGGUACAAUAAACUUAGAAGAAUGGGGCAAAUUUCUUCAUACAAAAGAAAAAGUAUACACGGAUUUCGACACUAUACGACAAGAAAUAGAACGCGAAACGGAUCGUAUGGCUGGUAACAAUAAGGGUAUCUGUCCAGAGCCUAUUAGUCUCAAAAUAUUUUCAACAACAGUCGUCAACCUUACUUUAGUUGAUUUACCCGGAAUCACAAAGAUACCAAUUGGUGAUCAACCAGAAGAUAUUGAGAACCAAAUUCGUAACCUCAUCAUUAAAUACAUUUCCAACCCAAAUUCCAUUAUUCUGGCUGUGACUGCUGCUAACACCGAUAUGGCAACUAGUGAAGCCAUUAAAAUGGCUAAAGAAGUGGAUCCUGAUGGCAGAAGGACUCUGGCUGUGGUCACUAAACUUGACCUUAUGGACGCAGGAACGGAUGCUAUUGACAUACUGUGUGGGCGAGUUAUCCCAGUAAAACUCGGUAUCAUAGGAGUUGUAAACAGAUCUCAACAAGACAUUAUAGACAAGAAAACUAUUUUGGAUGCUCUAAAGGACGAAGCAACCUAUCUUCAAAGGAAGUAUCCAACUAUAGCUACACGAAACGGUACUCCAUACUUGGCUAAAACAUUGAACAGGUUGCUCAUGCAUCAUAUAAGGGAUUGCCUACCGGAAUUAAAGGUGCGAGUGAAUGUAAUGAUAUCCCAGUUCCAAUCAUUACUCAACUCAUAUGGGGAUGACGUGUCGGACAAGUCACAAACUUUACUACAAAUAAUUACUAAGUUCGCUAGUGCGUACUGCUCUACAAUAGAGGGUACUGCAAGGAAUAUAGAAACGACCGAAUUGUGUGGAGGGGCGAGAAUUUGUUAUAUAUUUCAUGAAACAUUCGGUCGUACACUGGACUCAAUUCACCCUCUCGUAGGCUUAACUCGGAUGGAUAUACUAACGGCAAUCCGCAAUGCAACUGGCCCGCGUCCUGCCUUGUUUGUGCCAGAGGUCUCGUUUGAGUUGCUUGUGAAAAGGCAAAUCAGAAGAUUAGAAGAUCCUUCUUUACGCUGCGUUGAACUGGUCCAUGAAGAGAUGCAAAGGAUAGUGCAGCACUGCGGUACUGAAGUACAGCAAGAGAUGCUUCGGUUUCCGCGCCUGCACCAGCGCAUCGUGGAUGUUGUUACACAACUACUCCGCACCAGGCUGCCGGCUACCAACUCUAUGGUGGAGAACUUAGUGGCUGUUGAACUGGCGUAUAUCAACACCAAGCAUCCUGACUUCCACCGCGAGGCAGCUCUCGUCACUGGUCUUCUGAAGAGCACUGAUGGCCUGAUUGAAGAGAGUAGCCCAAUAUUUAGACAGAAAACUCCGCGAGCCACACCCUCACCGGUAUCCACAUUAUUCAAACUAUUUCUACGACAAAUGGGCGAAAGAGGGUCCACUCUAGUAUUCUUGGCAAAUGUAUGGGACUCAUACAAUCAGCAUGUUCCUGCGAUCACAGAUGGGCACGAAAACAAGUCUCCCAAUAACAGUGACUCUCCAGCCACUCCACAGAUGAACGGUACCCCAGAGAGUAAGGUGCUGACUCCUCAAAAGCCUGUGAACCUGCUACCGGAGGUGCCGAGCCACACGUCGCGCAAACUUUCCGAUCGAGAACAGCAUGACUGUGAUGUUAUUGAGCGACUGAUCAAAUCGUACUUCUAUAUCGUGCGCAAGUCAAUCCAAGAUUCAGUACCCAAGGCAGUAAUGCACUUUUUGGUGAAUUACGUAAAGGAUAAUCUCCAGUCUGAACUUGUAACACACCUGUACAAGUCGGAUCAGGCUGAGAGUUUGCUCAACGAGUCCGAACAUAUUGCACAGAGGAGGAAGGAAGCCGCUGACAUGCUCAAGGCUCUGCAACGUGCCGGACAAAUUAUUAGUGAGAUCCGAGAGACACAUAUGUGGUGAUGGCCAUCAAACGAGGACUAGUCUGUGAAUUAGAUAAUUGAGCCAGGAGCUCUGUACAUACUCUUUUAGCGUAGGUAAAUUAUGUGCAUUAGUGCUUAUAUAUUUACACUACAUUGCUACCAUACGUUUGCUUUUACGGGAUAUACAUUCUGCAGCUCUCUGUUGCUAAUUGUUAGUUAGUUUACUUACGGUAAUUCGAGCGUUAAAAUUAUUGUUUAAAAAUAUACCAAAAAUUUCAGUCAAAGCGGAAAACUUAGAAGCAAAUGUAUGGUUUGGCGUGGUUUAACUUUUUUAAGAAGCAUUGCAUGUUUACAGCUUAGCUGUUUUAAAAACUGUUUGUCCUAAAAUUUAGGAAGCUAUUACGGGGAUCUUUAUAUGCAACUAGUACUUAUUUGUUAAUAAUUUGUUGAUACUUAUUAUACUCGAUUGCAAGACAGUGCCAAUUGUUAUUUUGUGGUCAGUUUAAUAUUGUUUCGUCGUAAUAUUGCACAAAUAUUAACUGUAUAACUUCAGUUACCAUUUUAUCAUUGCUUAUUUAUAAGGUGCACAUAAGAUAGGCUAACUUUGAAGUGUACUCAGUGCUAUAUAAUAUUCAUGGAGUGAUAUUAUUAACUCUAUUAAUGUAUUAUGGAUUGUCUGUUGGUAAAUUAUAGUUCAUGAAUUGUAGGUGAUUCUAAAGUAAUAUACAUUUACGGAACGUUCAUAUGUAAACAGGGUUGGUUAUAUUUUAUAUUUAUGUCAAUAUAAGUUUGUAAACUCGAAAGACAUUUUAGAUUUAUUUUAUAUACAGUUCCUCAUUAAUUUUAAACAACGUCGCAUGCUGUGUAACGUUUAAUAUUUUGAGUCAUUAUGUGUCAUUGUCAAUACUUAGUGAUUUAAUUUUAACAUCAAAUAGACAUAGUACCUACUUCAGUGUUGAAAUAAUGUAUUUAUUGUUAUAGUCCGAGGUGUGAUUUGCUUUAUGUAUUGAAAGAAACCAAUUGAAUGUUACAUAUGGUAAGAUUGUAUUUAAGUCUGUUAUAAUUAUAAAAUAUAGAUUAAUUAG